UCUAUUACUUCCUCCAUCUCCUUCUCCCUUCUCACCAAACAAACUUGUGUGCUUGAUAGUGGUGAAGAAUUUAUAAUAUUCGAUCGGAUCGAAGAUGAAUAUAUUCAGAUUAACAGGUGACAUGACUCACCUGUUCAGCGUUCUCGUCUUGCUCCUCAAGAUCCACACCAUUAAAUCUUGUGCCAGUAUUUCAUUGAAGACGCAAGAACUAUACGCUGUCGUUUUUGCUACUCGUUACUUGGAUAUAUUUUCUGAUUUUAUACCCUUAUACAAUACAAUCAUGAAGUUAAUAUUCUUGGGUAGCUCAUUUUCAAUUGUUUGGUAUAUGAGGCAUCAUAAGAUUGUUCGAAGGUCUUAUAAUAAAGACCAAGAUACCUUCCGCCAUUUCUUCCUUGUUUUGCCUUGCUUUCUCUUGGCUCUUCUUAUUCAUGAGAAAUUCACUUUUAAAGAGGUGAUGUGGACGUUUUCAGUGUUUUUAGAAGCUGUUGCUAUACUUCCUCAACUUGUACUGUUACAGAGGACUAGAAACAUUGACAAUUUGACUGGCCAAUACGUUUUUCUUCUUGGUGCUUACAGAGGAUUAUACAUUCUCAACUGGAUUUAUCGCUACUUCACUGAACCACACUUUGUUCAUUGGAUACCGUGGAUUUCAGGAAUAGUUCAAACGUUGCUUUAUACUGACUUCUUCUAUUAUUAUUUGGACAGCUGGAAGAGCAACAAAAGGCUUCAAUUGCCAGCUUAAAGUUAUUCUCUCCAGCUUAAUUGAAGUUGAAAUUGUUAGGCAGUGGCCAAGGACAUGCCAAGGAUUUCAAGCUGCUGUUAAGAAUAUGUUACUCUUGAAGUGCAAUUGCCAGUAUUCUUCUGCCUACGUAUAUAAU
Pistacia vera is the source of this 878-nucleotide messenger RNA. Its product is annotated as ER lumen protein-retaining receptor-like. Gene Ontology annotation, biological process: endoplasmic reticulum to Golgi vesicle-mediated transport; protein retention in ER lumen. Gene Ontology annotation, molecular function: ER lumen protein retrieval receptor activity. Bases 95 to 742 code for a protein of 215 amino acids. Lineage: Eukaryota; Viridiplantae; Streptophyta; Magnoliopsida; Sapindales; Anacardiaceae. The transcript is spliced from 6 exons. The record is from RefSeq and is a predicted model, not a curated record. Gene Ontology annotation, cellular component: endoplasmic reticulum; cis-Golgi network; membrane.